Molecule: messenger RNA, 324 nt
Organism: Cooperia oncophora
Lineage: Eukaryota; Metazoa; Nematoda; Chromadorea; Rhabditida; Trichostrongylidae
Source: the annotation of a GenBank genome assembly
AUGUCCUGCAUAAAGUUGUUUUGUCUCUGGAUUUCAGCUCAAUACGAUCCGUACAGCGAUUUUUCGUAUGUAGCGUUGAACAAGCGACGACGUGGAGAUAUUGAACGACGAAAUAGUGAAAAAAUAGAAAAUCGAUAUGCACAACCGGCUGUCAAGAAGGUUUACAUAAAAGCGAACGGCGAUCCGAGAAGUAAAAAGCCCAAACUGUUCAUUUGGCGAAAAUGGCAGUCGCCAACUCUGGCUGGUCUGCGAGCGGAUAUGGCGCCAUAUGUUGGACUCGAAAUGGCAUCGGCAAUUUAUGACAUGUUUGUGAUAGAAUUAUAA